AUCUUCCGUGGGCUCCUCGCCGAGCCGCCUCAGCAGCAGUCGUGGCACCGGCAGUCGGUCAGUGACCAGAAGGCGCCGGAGCUCAAGGCACUCCUCGCGGAAGGGGUCCUUCACCCCCACGUUCUUCACGACCUACACGCAGGCGGACCUGGCAUUGAAGCAUGGAGCCCAAUAUAUGCAUGCUGUGCGCUCCAGAAGAAAGUUUGCAUCCCUCAAGAGCGAGAACAUUGAUAACGAGGUCAAGGAGCCGCUAGCUCAAAGGAUUUUGCAACAGCCUGCGUUCGACGCAUUCUUCGCAUUUACUGUCAUUGCCAAUACUGUUUAUAUUGGAUUCGAUGUGCAGCACUCCAUCAAUUAUCCAAAUUCUAGCGAGAUUGGCUUUCACAUUGGCCACUACAUCUUCACUUUAGCCUUCAUCGUCGAGCUUGCUAUACGGCUUGCCGCUCAAGGUCUCAGAUUCUUUUGCUCGGAAGAUUGGAUGUGGGCAGCACUAGACACCUUCAUCGUGAUAAGCUCCUUGUGGGACAUCGUGAUGGACAUCCUUUAUUUCUGGCGCGACAAUGGUGUGACACAGGGCUUCAGCGAGAUGUCCAGCUUCAAGGCCUUCCGCAUUAUCCGCAUCACGCGGAUCGUCAAGGCGGUGCGGCUGAUGCGGAUCUUUCGCUUCAUCAUGGCCUUGAGGAUGUUGAUCACCUCCAUCAUGCACACCCUGAAGUCUCUAUUCUGGGCCAUGGUCUUACUGGUCCUGAUCAUGUACGCCUUUGCGGUAUUGCUAGCGCAAGUGGUGAACGACCACAUGCUGGAGCAAGCGACAGGAAUGGGAGUCACAGAGACUCAGGCGGUGGACAAGUACUUUGGUUCAGUCCAGAAUACCAUGUUGACCUUGUUCAUGAGCAUCUCCAAUGGGGUGAGCUGGGAGCACGUUUUGGCACCGUUGCGUGUCAUAUCUCUUGCGUGGGUCUUCGUCUAUCUCUUCUUCAUUGCCUUCACAUAUUUCGCGGUGCUCAACGUCGUUACCGGGGUGUUUUGCCAAAGUGCGAUUGACAGCGCUCAGAACGACCACGCGGCGAUCGUGCAGUCCAUUCUAGAGAAUAAGGAAGCACACCUCGCGAAGAUCAAGACGCUCUUCCAAAGCCUUGGUGGCGGAGGUAAGGAGGAGGAGAUGAACUUCAUCACCUUUCCCGUCUUUGAGGAGAAGAUCAACACGCCGGAGGUCCGCGACUAUUUCGAAUCCCUCCGCCUGGACAUUUGGGAUGCAUGGACCUUCUUCAAGAUGCUGGAUAUGGA
Molecule: messenger RNA, 1287 nt
Organism: Durusdinium trenchii
Lineage: Eukaryota; Dinophyceae; Suessiales; Symbiodiniaceae
Source: the annotation of a GenBank genome assembly